Molecule: messenger RNA, 288 nt
Organism: Peronospora matthiolae
Lineage: Eukaryota; Oomycota; Peronosporomycetes; Peronosporales; Peronosporaceae
Source: the annotation of a GenBank genome assembly
AUGGAGCUUCAUCGUGUGCUCAGCAUCUUUGCGGCUGGAUUGAUCGGCCAAGGCUCGGCUGCUUCCAGCGUUACUUCGAAUUCUUCUUUUACAGGAUGGAAACCUUGCCCGGCCUACACUUUUUUCGACGAAGGUGAAUACGCGGCUGAUUGCGUGACCUACGAUGCCCCAUUGUGUUACCCCGGUAUCUGCGAUACAACGGCGAAUGUGAACUCGACGAUCAAGGUUUUCGUCAAGUGGUUGCGCGCAAAGGGGGCAACGGAUACGACGCACCAAAUGUGUGGAUGA